UCUCAGAGUUCAAGGGCUCGCGACCGUAUGCCUUUCAUCGGCUCGUCAACUUGACUUCACUUUUGCUUCUACUCCCACCAUCGCAUCCACCCUUGGCCACAAAGCUUCUUCUCCUGCGCCAUGUCUGACUCGGAAGACCCAAUUGACCCUCUCGACGAGGGAGGCGAUGACCUCUUCGGCGACGAGGGCGACGACGAGGUUGUGUCCACCAAGGAACGCGUUCUCGAUGACGAUGACCUCGCUUCUGACCCAGAAGGAGACACAUACGCUCGCUAUCGCAACUAUGAAGAUGAACAGCCACAGCAUGAAACUAAGGACAGAGUGGUCAUGGCGGUUCAGACAUACCGACAUCGAAUCCCCAAGCCCAAGGAUGGUGCUCUGCGAGUCCUGCGGGUCCCCAAGUUCAUCAAAAUCCUUCCUGAGGAAUACGACCCCGAGACCUUCCAACCGACCGAUUUCGACGUGGUUAACGCCAAGUCCCAAAACCCCAAACACGUCGCGAGAGUGCGGAGAGAUCACAGCACUGGCGAGCUGAAGAGCAACACCAACAUCUUCCGCUGGAGUGAUGGAUCGGUCACAAUUUCUGUUGGUGGCGAACACUACGAGAUUAACAAGAAGGGACUUGCCCCCGAUGCCGACAAGCCAUACAACGAGCUUCACGACGGACACUACUAUGCUGCCGCUGCCGAAUUGAGCAGCAACCUCCUCAUGACAGUUGGUCACAUCACCGAGCAAUACAACGUGCGCCCGAACAAGGCUGUCGGCGAUGAUGCGCUAUCGGUCCUCGCCGAGAGGAUGGCACUCGCGAGCAAGACUUCCUCCGGAGGCGACAUGUUUAUUCGAACCACUCGAGACCCUGAGCUUCAGAAGAAGCAGGCUGAAAUGGCGGAGAAGGAGAGGAUAAAGGCCCAGCGACGCCGCGACAAUGCCACCGCGAAGAUGGACGGCGGAUAUGGCAGGUCUAGGGGUGGCGGCCUCUCUAUUGGAGACCUCGAAGGUGGCCGACGGGGCAUGGGCUCUUCGCGGAAGCGCGGUGCGCCGGGAUCAGCCAAGCCCAAGCGACGGGGUCCCGAAUACGAUUCCGAUGACGACCUGCCUCAGGGUGUGCGCCGACAGGAUGAGUACGACCUGGAAGAUGACUUCGUUGUCGGUAGCGAUGAAGAUGAGUUGGAGAGUGGUGAUGAGGAAGAGGAAGAACUGUAUGACGAACGCGAAAAGCCGCGUUCAAAGAAGCGACGGACUAGGGACCGCGACGAGGAUGAAGAUGCCGAGGGCUCUGAUGCUGAGCCCAUGGAGGCAUCUGGAAGAGGCAGGCGGCGUCACGUUGUCGAGGACGACGAGGACUAGAUCGGCAAUCGAAAGUACGUCUUGAGAUGAAGGGAAGAAGAGGCUGGGUUUACAAUGUACGAUAAUAAUCGGCAAUUCUGAGGUCGAUCCAUGCGAACGUUGCGGCGGCGUUGACAUCAGAAUGAAGAAAAUAGAAACAGCGAUGCUAACUUUGACCAUG
This is a messenger RNA of Ilyonectria robusta, 1507 nucleotides long. RefSeq names its product Leo1-like protein-domain-containing protein. Lineage: Eukaryota; Fungi; Ascomycota; Sordariomycetes; Hypocreales; Nectriaceae. The coding region runs from base 121 to 1347 and encodes 408 amino acids. Gene Ontology annotation, biological process: positive regulation of transcription elongation by RNA polymerase II; transcription elongation by RNA polymerase II. The record is from RefSeq and is a predicted model, not a curated record. The transcript has 2 exons. Gene Ontology annotation, molecular function: RNA polymerase II C-terminal domain phosphoserine binding. Gene Ontology annotation, cellular component: nucleus; Cdc73/Paf1 complex.